CAAAUAAAUCCAAACAAACGCCUUAAUUCAUGCUCUCCGUUUUUCAUCUCAUUUCCAUUUCCGGCCGCUUGAUAUCUUCAGAGGCCAAAUCACCGCCGCAUAUACACAGAAGUUGAUACGUCGUGAGUUGCAGUUUCUUCAUUUAUGCUCAGCUUGAGCUAGGAUAUUUCUGCUGAUGACAAAAUCUUCAGGAAGGCUCAUAGUUCCCAGUUUUCAAAUUCAUCAAAUUCUGAUGUCGGUUUUGGACAAAGCAUCAUCAAGUUCUUCGGUUUCUUCUUCACCAUCAGUUUCAGUCAGGGAUAUUGAUCCAUUGUUGAAGGAUUUGAAUGAGAAGAAACAAAGUUUUAGACGGAACGUAGUUUCUUUAGCUGCAGAGUUAAAGGAAGUUCGUAGCCGCCUUGCGUCUCAAGAGCAAUCAUUUGCUAAAGAGACACUAAUAAGACAGGAAGCUGAAAAUAAGGCUAAAACCAUGGAAGAAGAUAUAUGUACAUUGCAGAAGAGAUUGGAGGAGAGAAAUGGUCAACUUCAGGCUUCAGCUUCUACUGCUGACAAGUACCUUAAGGAGCUGGAUUUUCUUAGAUCACAGCUUGCAGCCACUCAAGCAACUGCAGAUGCAAGCGCUGCAUCAGCUCAAUCAGCUCAGCUUCAGUGUUUAGCACUGAGAAAAGAAUUAGAUAUGAAGAAUAGUUCAUUAAAAGAGCAUGAGGAUCAUGUGAUGAGGCUAGGAGAGCAAUUAGACAAUUUACAAAAGGAUCUAGAGGCAAGGGAAUCUUCCCAAAAACAACUGAAAGAUGAAGUUCUUAGAAUUGAGCAAGACAUUAUGCAAUCUAUUGCCAAGGCUGGAGCUGGCAAAGAUUGUGAACUUAGGAAAUUGCUAGAUGAGAUAUCGCCGAAAAAUUUUGAGAAGAUCAAUAAACUUUUGGUUGUUAAAGAUGAAGAAAUAUCUAAACUGAAAGAUGAAAUAAGAAUCAUGUCUGCCCACUGGAAGCUCAAAACCAAGGAAUUUGAAACACAGUUGGAAAAGCAGCGACGAGCUGAUCAGGAGCUGAAAAAGAGGGUGCUGAAGUUGGAAUUCUGUCUUCAGGAAGCUCGUGCUCAGACACGAAAGCUGCAGAGGAUGGGAGAGCGAAGGGACAAAGCUCUGAAAGAACUGAGAGAACAGUUGGCCACAAAACAACAGUCUGUAGCUGCGGUUAAUAAUGAAAAGCAAAAUUUCUUUGAAUCUUCUGGUUUCAAGAUUGUAGUUUCCAUGUCAAUUUUGAUCCUGGUAGUAUUUUCAAAGCGAUGAAAUGAUUGUCCGAUCCUUAUGUAUAAAUGUCUUGAUAGUUUAGGGGAGUUGUAGAGGUCAUUUUGCUUAUAGAAAUGCACAGUAGAUAUUCUAUUUUGUAUGUAGCCGUUGUCAGAAGUGCCUUUUUUUGUGCUCUUGUUACUAGAAUCCUCAAAUGUUUUGAAUUGUGCUGGCAAUUCGGCUACAAUAUUUUAGAAUAUUAGAAAAUUAGAGGGUCAAAGUGUGCAAAAAGAAACCUUGGAGUAGAGUAUAUAAAUUAUAGGAUCUUCAGUGUUGAUGGUUUCAUUAGCUGCAUGACGCAAUGUAAUGAUAGAAAUGAACCAUUUCUCCUGUAUUCUUAAUGUUACUUGUGAACCUAGUCAAGGACAAUAAUGUGCAGUAGUUUUCUAAUACAGGUUUGCUAUUGCUGAGUCA
Molecule: messenger RNA, 1702 nt
Organism: Hevea brasiliensis (rubber tree)
Lineage: Eukaryota; Viridiplantae; Streptophyta; Magnoliopsida; Malpighiales; Euphorbiaceae
Product: nuclear envelope-associated protein 2
Exons: 6
Coding region: 176-1288 (370 amino acids)
Source: RefSeq, a predicted model, not a curated record